Messenger RNA from Helianthus annuus (common sunflower), 402 nucleotides. RefSeq names its product receptor-like protein kinase HERK 1. Gene Ontology annotation, cellular component: plasmodesma; plasma membrane. Gene Ontology annotation, molecular function: transmembrane receptor protein tyrosine kinase activity; ATP binding. The transcript is spliced from 2 exons. The record is from RefSeq and is a predicted model, not a curated record. Lineage: Eukaryota; Viridiplantae; Streptophyta; Magnoliopsida; Asterales; Asteraceae. Gene Ontology annotation, biological process: protein autophosphorylation. Bases 1 to 402 code for a protein of 133 amino acids.
AUGGUGAUGGAUUUAAACCAUUGUUGCAAAAGCGAUUGGAUUACGAGGGCCUACUGUGAUGAAAAUGAUGAAAAAGUCAUUGUUUAUGAAUAUGCAUCCAGAGGAAGUCUUGAUAGGUAUUUGAAUGAUUCUUCUCUUACAUGGGUGAAACGGCUUAACAUAUGCAUUGAUGUUGCAAGGGCGUUAGAUUUCCUACACGGAGGAGGUGGAAAACAAGCGAAGGUGAUACAUAGAGACAUCAAAUCUGAUAACAUAUUACUAAACCAUGAUUGGAAAGCAAAACUUGCUGAUUUUGGGCUUUCUUUAAUAAGUCCAUUAACUCAUGAAACAGACUAUGUCUUCGAUCAUGCAUGUGGCACACUAGGAUACUUGGACCCAGGUUACAGAAAUCAGGAUUCUUAA